This is a messenger RNA of Ostreococcus tauri, 522 nucleotides long. RefSeq names its product unnamed product. Lineage: Eukaryota; Viridiplantae; Chlorophyta; Mamiellophyceae; Mamiellales; Bathycoccaceae. The transcript is spliced from 2 exons. The record is from RefSeq and is a predicted model, not a curated record. The coding region runs from base 1 to 522 and encodes 173 amino acids.
AUGGCCUCGACCGCGCUCAACGUUCUCCUCCGCCCGCGCGUCUUCGCCCGGGCGACGCGCACGGUGGCUGCGCGACGCUCGACGGUCGUUCGGGCCGAAGGCGCGUCGGAACGAUUGCAAGACGCGCUCAAGGAAGCGGAGCAGUGCGUGGACGAUUGCGCGGUGCUGUGGGACGACGUCGAGGAGCUGAGCGCGGCGACGAAGGAUUCGAGCGACGACUCCAUGCAGGAAGUCGCGAUCUCUGAUGCGGAUAAGAAGUUCAUCGAGUCCACCAAGGCUACGAUCGCCGCGGCGCGCGCGGCGGGCUCGGUCGAUGAGAAGACCAUGAAGGAGAUCGAAGCCGCUGCGAAGGGCGUGAAGGAGGUUGCCAAGAAGGUCAACCAAGCUCGCGUUGCGAAGAUCGAAGCGGCGCUGGAAGCUGCCCUCGCCGCGGCGAAGGAAUGCACCGAUGACUGCGCCGUGGCGUGGGAGACGGUUGAGGAGUUGAGCGCCUCGAAGAGCCGCGAGACCAACCGGGACUAG